AAUUAUGUCUCUCAACAAUAACCUGCAUUUUUUAAAGAUUAUUAUAUUUUUAACCUUAAAAUUUAAUAUAAUUUUAUCUCAAUCUAAUUGUCCUAAUUUAGUAACAUGUGGUGCUUGUAUAGCAUAUGCGGAUGAUUCCUGUGUUUGGUGUUCUUCGGAAUCCCAUACGGGACCUCGAUGUAAAUCAAAAGAUCUAGCAAAAGCAACAUGGUGUUCCGAAAAUGUAACUGAAGCAAUUUUGAGUCACACAAUCCUAAGAAAUGAUGAAUUAAAUUCUGGAGAGAAUGGCGUAAAAAUUCAAUUUACACCACAAACAAUGACUAUAAAAGUACGUCCAGGUUUACCAGUCGACUUCAAUAUGGCGUACCGACCUGCGAAAGACUAUCCGUUAGAUGUCUAUUAUGUCAUGGACUAUUCUUUUACAAUGAGGGCAUAUCAAAAUCUACUUCAAGAGCAGGGCCUUGAGAUUUAUAAGGAGCUUACUUUAUUAACAAAUAAUGUUCGACUAGGUAUUGGAAGUUUUGUUGAUAAGCCCGCAUAUCCUUUCAAAAGUUCAGAUAACGAAGCUUAUUCCUUUAAAAAUCAUUUAUCCUUAACGCAAAACAUGACAGAAUUUCAAAAUGUUCUAAAAGACAAUUUGUUCGGAUCAAACAACGACGACCCGGAAGGUGGUUUCGACGCCCUGAUGCAGGUUAUGCUCUGUCAGGAUGAAAUAGGAUGGCGGGAAAAUGCGAGGCGAAUCAUAAUCUUAUCAACUGACAAUACUUAUCACAGCGCUGGAGAUGGUAAAUUUGUUGGUGCUGUCAAACCGAACGAUAUGAAAUGUCAUCUAGAAGAUAAUAAUUAUAACAUGGGCCUAGAUCUAGAUUACCCCUCCGUGAGUCAGAUAAAUAAAAUCGCUACCGAACACAAUUUUAAAAUAAUAUUCGCUGCAAUUUCUUCUGUAAAAGAUCAUUACGAAGGUCUAGUGAAGAAGAUAAGAGGUGCGAAAUAUGUAGAAUUAAGUAAAGGCUCAAAUUUGGUAACAAUGGUCAAAGAGGAAUAUCUAAAAUUGAUAAGAAGCAUGGAAAUAAAUGCAGAUUUGCCACCACAUAUUGAACUUGCAUUAAGUCCCGACUGUCGUAAAGAAGGCAUCUGUAUAAUUAAACAUAACGAAUCUAUUACUAUAAAUGCAAAGUUAACAGUCAAAGAAUGUCCCAGUUCUGAUGAAGCAAGCGAAGUGCUCGUGGGUCCUGUGGCAUUAAACGAGAAACUAAAAAUUAUAGUAACCAGCGAUUGUGUGUGUGAUUGUGAACGUAAAAAUACAAACACGAAUUCAUCAAAAUGUAGUGGCAGUGGAAAAUACCAAUGUGGCAUUUGUACAUGUAAUGAAAAUACUUAUGGUGAAGAUUGCGGCUGCACUGGCAUGACAAGUGUUGAUUUAGAUAAAUGUAAAUUAACAUUAACAGCAACAGACUACUGCAGUGGAAGGGGUACAUGCAGUUGUGGCAAAUGUAUACAUUGUAAGCAAGGAUUUUCUGGAGAUUUCUGUCAAUACGACGACACCGCUUGUCCAAGUCCCGGUGGCAAGCUGUGCGCAGGGCGGGGUGUAUGUCGGUACGGGAAAUGUGCUUGCGCCCCCGACAUCACUGGUCCAGGCUGCGAUUGUCCGCUGACCAUUGAUACAUGUUAUGCGCCACACUCGAAAGAGAUGUGUUCGGGAACUGGAAACUGCAUUUGCGGCGAAUGCCAAUGUUUGCCAAUGAAAACAUCAAAUCGAACAUGUUCGGGACGUUUUUGCGACAACUGUGAUGAAUUUGCCGAGAAACGAUGCCUGGAACUCGAAAACUACGCGGAAUGCAAUUACUUAUAUAACAAAACUUACUGCGACCAAUUACACAACCAGACUUCUUUAACUGAAGUUAAGAUUGUUGAUAAAUUGGACAAUACACUGUCAGAUCAAGGUAUGGCAAAAUGGUGCAAGAAGGAGUUAUGGAACGGAACAUUGAUUUUCAAAUACCUUUACCCGAUUACGUCACCGAACACAUUGCACGUUAUCAUUGCGAAGGAAUUGGAGCAGCCCCCUGAAGUUAAUUUAUUAAUUGCUGUAGGAGUUCCUUUUGGAAUUCUUGUUCUGAUAGGUCUUCUGACUAUUAUUAUUUGGAAGAUAUUAGUAGAUCGACUUGACGCUAGGGAGUAUAAAAAUUUCGCAGAGAAGGCUGCUGCAGCUGGAUUCACAGUGACCGGUAUUGUUAACCCAGUGUAUCGUCCGCCAGCCACCAACAUUACGAACCCAAUGUUUGAUGCUAAUUUAUGAUUAAAUUAAUUAAAAGUGGCUUCGACUUUAGAUUUUCGUAACUUCUAAUACUUCCUGUGCCUACUCAGUCAGUCGAUCAUAACCAUAUUAGACACGAAAUCCGGUGAAAACUAUUCUGCUACCCUAAAAGCAUAGGAUAUCACUCUUCAGGGGCUUCUCUAGCACACACUCGUGUCCUGUAAAGGAUAGUUACUAAGCGCCCAUCACUCCUUGCUGGAGGCUAGAAAGCCCUGUGUCUAAUUGUUGUCUUAUUUUUAUGGAGAAUCGAGCAU
Messenger RNA from Papilio xuthus (Asian swallowtail), 2568 nucleotides. RefSeq names its product integrin beta pat-3-like. Gene Ontology annotation, molecular function: integrin binding. Gene Ontology annotation, biological process: integrin-mediated signaling pathway; cell migration; cell adhesion mediated by integrin. The transcript is spliced from 8 exons. The coding region runs from base 5 to 2296 and encodes 763 amino acids. Lineage: Eukaryota; Metazoa; Arthropoda; Insecta; Lepidoptera; Papilionidae. Gene Ontology annotation, cellular component: cell surface; integrin complex; focal adhesion. The record is from RefSeq and is a predicted model, not a curated record.